Messenger RNA from Pseudomassariella vexata, 438 nucleotides. RefSeq lists its product as uncharacterized. The record is from RefSeq and is a predicted model, not a curated record. Bases 1 to 438 code for a protein of 145 amino acids. The transcript has 4 exons. NCBI's taxonomy places the organism in Eukaryota, Fungi, Ascomycota, Sordariomycetes, Amphisphaeriales, Pseudomassariaceae.
AUGCCCUAUGCCGAAGGUGGUGUGGCAUACUUCUGGCAACCAACGCAGCACAACGCGCAGAGUAGGCACACCAGUCAAUACGCUAUCCACACAGAGUCAGUGAAUCUCAUAUUUCCCAAGCAAGGGACCGAGACCACUCUUAGCUUAGCGGUCCUGAGCUUAGCGGUCCUGAGCUUGGCUUGUGCAUACGCCGCUGUAACCCAGACUGAUGUCUGGAUCGCGAUGAGCACAAUUGGUUCGAAUCAAUCCGGCGGUUAUAGUGUUACAAAAGCCAGUGCCUACACCGAUAUUGAACUUAACCUCCGUGUUAAGUUCAGAAAGCUGGUAGUGCGAGGGAAAAACAAUAGUUACGGAGGUUACAAAUUCGCAAUACAAGGACUGGGUAGUUUAGCCCGCUAUACCUUGGGUCUUCUAACCUACUGUCUUCAUAAACCGUAG